CACUCCAUAAACAUAUAUAUAUAUAUAUACACGCACGCACGCACAUAUAUAUAUAUAUAUAUAUAUAUACAUGGAUAACGCUAAUCAACAAAGACGACGACGUCUCAAGCAACCCAAAUCCACCCUCCAUGAAUCCGAAGAAGUGAGCAGUCUUGAAUGGGAGUUCAUCAAUAUGACCGAACAAGAGGAAGAUCUCAUCUUUAGAAUGUACAGACUCGUCGGUGAUAGGUGGGAUUUAAUAGCAGGAAGGAUUCCGGGAAGACAGCCCGAGGAGGUAGAGAGAUAUUGGAUAAUGAGAAACAGCGAAGGCUUCGCUGAGAUUCGAAGACAACAACGUUUGAAGAAGAAAUCUUCCCGCGGCCCUGCUUCUACUUCUCAUUAUCCAUAAUAUCAUUUAUUCAUAAAAUAAAAUCAUCGGUCUUUUUUGUAUUACUUUUUUUUUUUUGUACCUAGAGGUCAGUCGAAUCCGCUUAUAAUUAAAAUUUUACCACUUGUAUUAUUUUAUUCGAUUUUAUAUUAAACGUUAUUGGAAUAAAUAUGUACUUGAUGCCGAACCUAAACCAAACAACA
This is a messenger RNA of Tarenaya hassleriana, 570 nucleotides long. Its product is annotated as transcription factor TRY-like. Gene Ontology annotation, molecular function: transcription cis-regulatory region binding. NCBI's taxonomy places the organism in Eukaryota, Viridiplantae, Streptophyta, Magnoliopsida, Brassicales, Cleomaceae. The record is from RefSeq and is a predicted model, not a curated record. The coding region runs from base 71 to 388 and encodes 105 amino acids. Gene Ontology annotation, biological process: cell differentiation. Gene Ontology annotation, cellular component: nucleus. The transcript is spliced from 3 exons.